AUAGUUCCUCCCUCCCUGGAGUUCUUCAGCUUCUUACUGUUGACUCCAGUCCUCUCUGCAUUUCCUGCUUCAACAAAAGUUGUAACGAUGGCUACUGAUUUCCGCGGCGCGAUCACAAAACUGCAGUGGAUCAAGCGCGAGGACAACAUCGGCGAGGCCUUGAUCUAUGGGACGCAAAAUGGCUUCAUAGUGUGCUGCCGCCUGAAGGACACGGUACAUUUCUUAUCUGUGAGUGAUUACACAUGUGACAGCUUCUUACUGUUGACUCCAGUCCUCUCUGCAUUUCCUGCUUCAACACCCACUGAAGAGCGCCAAAGCUCCAAUGUUGCUGUCAACCAGACAAACGGCAUCCUGUGCGUAAGCGAUCCUUCCAGCAGCGUCCAUCUGUAUUGCUUGAUGGAAGGAGAACUGGUCAAAAGCUUCCUUGUGCCCACGGGCAAGACACAGCGUAUUCGCCAGGUGGCAUUGCUCGACUCCAAUCGCGCUAUUGUCAGCGGCAGCGACCACGGGAUUGUAUACGUAUACACUCGGUGGGACGCCUUGCUCACGAAACUUCAUGUCGAUCCGAAUGCAUGGGUGCAAAAAAUUGCAACCGCGGAUGUCGCAGGUGUCCCAACAAUAUUUGUGGCCAAGUCUGCUGAAGUGAGCAGGAGGAAUGAGGUCUUUGUAUACCGCAAGACAAUCAUCACUCUCGACCUCAUCGCCAGACUGGGAACCGUGUUGAAGUGGAUGAGCUGGACCGUUGUGAUAUUGGCAGCAUUGGCAUUUGGCUACGAGAAGGUCGUGGGGCCCAUAACUGGGCUACUGAGUACCAGCAGUGAUGAUGAAAUCGACUUUCUGCAUCGAGCUCCACCACCUCCAUCUCCACCACCAGCUGGGGAUGCCCCGCUUCACCCUCUACCCUCGCCUCCUCCUCCCCAAUCUCCUAUUGGGGUGGCAGCUCGUCGUGCUGCUGCUGGCAUCCAUCGUGUCCCUGCACCACCCAGGAGGGCUCCAGCUCCGGCUGCUGCUCCUCCCAGGCGCACUAUGGCAGAGAUCUUUGAAGAGAUCCCUGAAGACCUCAGCGACGAUGAGCUGCUUCUGAAGUCAUCCUCUGCCCUCAUUGUUGGAGUUGGGAAUCCCAGCACCAAGGCAGAAUAG
This is a messenger RNA of Mycena citricolor, 1140 nucleotides long. The record is from the annotation of a GenBank genome assembly. NCBI's taxonomy places the organism in Eukaryota, Fungi, Basidiomycota, Agaricomycetes, Agaricales, Mycenaceae.